Messenger RNA from Phasianus colchicus (ring-necked pheasant), 2031 nucleotides. RefSeq lists its product as uncharacterized. NCBI's taxonomy places the organism in Eukaryota, Metazoa, Chordata, Aves, Galliformes, Phasianidae. The record is from RefSeq and is a predicted model, not a curated record.
CAAAACAAAAAAAACCCCACCCCCCGAAAACGGAAGCAAGCAAACAUGUUUUUUUUUUUGGGGCGUGUAUGCAAAUCCCUCACUCGUGGGCACUGAUGCACGAUGGCUGUUUUGCUGAUGGGCCCACAGCACCAAUUCCCCUCCCGGGAGGAACCGAAACCUCAGGGCCAAACCCUGAAAUGGGGAGAGCUGGAGGCGGUGCGGGGUUGGGGGCUGCGCCUGCGCAAAGAGGAGAACCAAAAACUUGUAGCAUGGUUUAGGUUGGAAGAACCUUCCAUGGCCUUACAGGAGACUUAUGGCAACUGGUUGGGUCCUCCUCCGGUCCCUGCCAAGAGGCCGGUGAGACAAGCAGGAAUUUACUCUGCUGCUGGAAAAAUGACACCCAUGAAUGACUUCAGGCCGGCAUCUCCAGACAGCUUUGCUGAUGAGGAUGACUACGAUGAUGUGUCGGUGUCGGGGUCGGAUCGUGGCUACAACCCACCCACAUCCAACAGAGAUCUGCAGAGCCAGAAGGGAAAAGGAGGCACAGGUGUCUACAUCCUGGCAGGGAAACCACCAUCAUCAAACCCGUCUCCAGUGGGUAACCCCAAGCCCAGCAGUGAACAUGGGCGACCAUCGACGACCAUCCUCUACAUUUUGGUGGCCCUGAGCUUCGUGGUGUGGGUGCUGCUCCUGGCUUUGGCCGUGGUGAAACAGGUGGAAAUCAUGGCGGAGUUGGAGCUCUUGAGGUCAAACUACUCCGAGACCCAAAUUCACAUGCUUCAGGAGCUGUCGGAAUCCCGUCGGGAGCAGCUGUGGCUGCGGAGCGGGAUGCGAAAUUACUACAGAGAGCUGCAGGACAUGGCAGCACGGAUGUGCAAAGUGAUCCCGGAUAAGAAAUGCUUGGCUGGUUGGAAGGCUUUCGAGGGGAACUGCUAUUCCUUCUCCACCGAGAGGAUGAGCUGGAGGGAAGCAAAGGAGAUCUGUGAUGAUCAGGGUGCUCACCUGGUCAUCAUCAACUCGGAUCGGGAACAGGGCUUCCUGAAGAACAGCAUUAACAGCAGCAACGUGUACUGGCUGGGUUUGACAGAUGAGCAGCAGGAAGGCACGUGGCUCUGGAUAAACGGCGAUGCUGUCAGCACCAGCUACUGGAUGGCGUGGCAGGAGAACCCAGACCAGGACCAGAAGGACUGUGGCACAAUGGGCCCCAACGGGCUGUGGAUGGACGAGCGCUGCUCCCAGCUCCACCACUGGAUUUGUGAGAAGCCCUGGGGCUGCUGACAUCCCCCCCCAAUUCUGUUUGCAAUCCCUCUUAGGAAAUUUGGAAAUGAGGAAAUUUGAGCCAAGCUUGAGAAAUGUAAGAUCAAUAAGGACGGGACCCGCGGCUGAAAACAAAACUCUUUUGGAUCCCUUUUGUACUGUUUCCAAUUUAAAAAAGAAAAAAAAGCCACCAGCAAUGGCACCAAGAAAUCCUUUUGCUUUCCAUAAAAAAUGUUAUUAAUUUUCCCCCCAAAAAACUGUUCCCCUGUGUUCCAGGGAUGCUGGUCUUCGUGUACGUGGGGUUUGUGGGACCCGUAGGUGGGAGACUGGGAGCACUGGGAUGCUGGAAGUGUAGGAAAAGGGGGAAAAAAAAUGCUGAAAAAUGGGUAAAAAUGUUAAAAGGAGGAGUUUGGGGUGGAGGAAUGACUGACAGCAGGUCGUUUCUUGUGAAAAAAAGUCACUGAAAUCAGGUCAAAAUACUCUAAAAAGUGGCGUUACUUGGGGCAAAAAUGACUGAAAACGGGUUAUUUCUUGGGAAAAUCAUGCUGGAAACAGGUAAAAAUGCUCAAAGGGGGCAUUUAUUGGGAAAAAUGGCUGAAAAUGGGGCAUUCCUUGGGGAAGACUUGCUGAAAACAGGUAAAAAUGGCUGAAAAUGGGGCAUUCCUUGGGGAAGACUUGCUGAAAACAGGUAAAAAUGCUAAAAAGGGGUGAUUCCUUGGGGAAAACUUGCUGAAAACAGGUAAAAAUGCUACAAAGGGGGCAUUUCUUGGGGAAAACUUGCUGAAAACAGGU